Verticillium alfalfae VaMs.102 is the source of this 1581-nucleotide messenger RNA. RefSeq lists its product with no specific name. NCBI's taxonomy places the organism in Eukaryota, Fungi, Ascomycota, Sordariomycetes, Glomerellales, Plectosphaerellaceae. The coding region runs from base 1 to 1581 and encodes 526 amino acids. The record is from RefSeq and is a predicted model, not a curated record. The transcript is spliced from 6 exons.
AUGAAGCGAGGUGACAUGUGCGGCGGGGCCUCCUGUGACAAGAGGUGGGACGGUGUUCACGGCGUGCUGCGAGAAGAGACCAUUUGCUCGUCACCGCUUCUCCAGCCUGUCAUCACAAGAAGCAAUGCUACUUCCCAAACCACGGCCCCCGAGACAUUGAGCCACAGUCUACGGCGGGUAACCUGGGACACCCCAAAUCGACACAGCGUCAGCCGAGAACCGUGCAACAACCUGACGCAUCACCGAAAAUACAAGGGCUCCAACGAGCCGCAUCGCACACCGAGCGCCCCGGCACCGCGACGUUUCGGCUGGGGGGUAACCCUCCCCUCCCCUGAUCCACCGCGCCCGUCCUGCAGGCCCCGUCAACAUACAUGUACAUUUGCAAGGGAGAUCGGCACCGUGCUUCAGGGUCAGACUUUUGGUGGCAGGAGGCAGAACUUUCUGAUGGGGAGAUUGGGGGCCGGACCUCACGGCCGUUACUCGGUCAGAGGGGGAUGCAGAGGGCCAGGGGUCUCAAACCAGAAGGGUGCAGCAUCGAGGUCCCGGCUGGCGGUGUCCGAGAUGGCUUCUAUUGACGAGGUACCACCCGAAAACUGGCUGGUCUGGUCAGGAGUGGUUACCAGCUGCCACAUGGCAGGCUGCGAGAGGGGCUAUGGUCGAGCUGAAUGCACGACUCGACAUGGGGCGGCUGGGCUGGGCUGGGCAGGCACGAUUUACCUUGGACUCAACCGGCUCCCCGACGUCGACGAUCACCAGAAAGGUGCAAGGAGCGGCAUUGGCGCCGGUCCAAUCGCCAACGGCUCCAUUCUAUUUAUCCAACGCACUUGCUCUUGGGUUGAUUUUGGCACCGACAGCUCCGAAGCCCGCGACAGAAAUCCCUGCCCCUCUGACCCCUGGAAACUGAAGGACCGCCGGCGGCCCUCAACACCAAACCUCCUGGUCAAGGCGCACCUUGCUGGGCCUAGCGGAUGCAUUAACACUCCCAAACGUGCCCCUUCAGCCAAUAGAGGAUCACACUCCCUCAGCCCAAAAGGACGCCAUCCCCCACGGCAUCGCCUACAGCUGCUCCCACCGCCCCCAAGCCUCUCCGAACUGGGGCCACCUGGAAUUGCGAGCGCUCCAAGGUGCCCAAAGCGUCUCCUUAGCACCAUCUCAUCUCGUCUCGUUGACGGCCUGCAUCUGACAAGGUGCGGUCGAUGUCAGGUUCAGCUCUCCGCGUUCCGGACAAACCUGGUUCAAAAUACCCAAAUACCCCGUGGCACCCGACAUCUCGUUCACUUAUCAGACCAAAAUCACAACCAGCAAUCUGAGAUUGCCUGCAUCAGCCAUCUGUUGUUCCCGGCAUCCUGCAUCAACCCUCGCUCCCGAGUACUCGGCACUAACACGCAACCCACCCGCGCCCUCGACCUUUCAUCACGGCCGCGACCUUUUUUGGAACGCAUUACGAACCAACAGCUUUCAGACGGGCUUGUUCUUCCAGACGCCCAUCAUUCACAGGGGAUCAUCUUCUCCAUCGCCCGUUUCGGGGUCGACAGCGCCUACCCAGUCAAAUUGUCCAGGGGUCCUUCGUCGCCUUCGUAA